This is a messenger RNA of Penicillium mononematosum, 2547 nucleotides long. Its product is annotated as cullin family protein. The record is from RefSeq and is a predicted model, not a curated record. The coding region runs from base 1 to 2547 and encodes 848 amino acids. The transcript has 6 exons. Gene Ontology annotation, cellular component: Cul4-RING E3 ubiquitin ligase complex. Gene Ontology annotation, molecular function: ubiquitin protein ligase binding. Gene Ontology annotation, biological process: ubiquitin-dependent protein catabolic process; DNA damage response; protein ubiquitination. Lineage: Eukaryota; Fungi; Ascomycota; Eurotiomycetes; Eurotiales; Aspergillaceae.
AUGCCACAGAACUCGAGAGGCGACACCGAGCAGAGCGGUAAGCAAUCGAGCGGCAAGAGGAAGCUCGAGGAAGAGCCGUCGCGAUCGCAACAAACCAUCUCCGAGCUCCUCUCCCAGAGGUAUUCGCCCGACACCCUUGAUCCGCAAACCAACAAGCGUUCUCGUCUGUCGUCUCCCUCACGAUUUCCCUCAACCAAAAUCCCGCAUAAGAUGCAUCCGAUUUCCGGUUCCCCGCCUAGGAAUGGCGCACCUGGUCGGGGAUUCUCUGGGCCUAAUGGUCCCAUCAGAUCCCAAGGAUUGAACGCUAAUGCCCGCCAAAACAACUUUUCUCCUCAUACCGGCGCGAAAAGGCUCGUUGUCAAGAACCUCCGUACCGGACCCCGGCUGAACCAGGAAUCAUAUUUCGAUAAGGUGUGGUCGCAGUUGGAUGCGGCUUUAACGGCUAUUUUUGAGGGCAGGAAACCUGAUAGCUCGCUGGAAGAGCUAUACAAGGGUGGAGAGAAUGUGUGCCGCCAGGAGCGGUCAGCUUUGUUGGCUAAGAAGCUUCAGGAUCGGUGCAGAGAGUUUGUCGGUGGAAAUAUGCGCACCAAUCUUGCUACCAGAGCAGGAGGUAGCACUGAUGUCGGUACAUUGCGGGCAGUGAUUGAUGAAUGGUCGGCCUGGCACUCGAGGCUAGUUACUAUUCGCUGGAUCUUCUACUAUCUCGACCAGUCAUUCCUAUUGCAUUCCAAAGAACAACCGGUGAUCCGUGAAAUGGGAUUGAUUCAAUUCCGGUCAUACAUCUUCUCCGACGCCAGUCUGAAGCCAAAGAUUUUGAAAGGAGCAUAUGAUUUGAUUGAGGCGGAUCGAGGAGGAUUUACAAACGCAUCGACAGAUUCAAAAUUGCUAAGUGAUGCCAUGGAUCUCUUCCACGACCUUGAUGUCUAUGGCAGCGACUUUGAGCCUUUAUUCAUGGCCAAGACCGAGGAGUUUGUGAAGGAGUGGGCACAACAGCAAGCAGCAGGAUCACUGGCUGCAUACGUUGAGCACGCUCAUCAGUUGAUCGAACGUGAAGUAGAACGGUGCGGGCUGUUCUCUUUCAAUCGAAGCACGAAGCUGAAGCUCGAAAACGAAGUGCUUGGUUUGAUGCGAGCUGGCAAUAAGACCGCCUUGAAACAACUAUACGGCUUGCUUGACCGGCGAGAUCUUACUCUCGAAUUGAAGCCUGCAUUUAAGAAGUAUGUCAUCGAGGAGGGUGAGGGCAUCGUGUUUGACCAAGAAAGGGAGACCGAUAUGGUCGUUCACUUGCUCCAAUUUAAGCAAAAGGUUGAUGAUAUUUGGACGAGUGCUUUCGAGUCGAACGAGGAGUUGGGCGACGCGGUCCGCGAAGCCUUCGGUACCUUUAUGAACCGUGGGAAGAAGAUGGACUCUACGGGUGGCACCGACAACCCCAAGUCGGGUGAAAUGAUCGCCAAAUACGUGGAUAGGCUGCUUAAGGGCGGUUACAAGCUGCCCCCGGGCCGUAAUCCAGAGGAAGUAAGCCUGAUGUCUGACGAUGCAGAGCUUGACCGACAGCUUGAUCAAGUUCUCGAUCUCUUCCGGUUUGUACAUGGAAAGGCUGUCUUUGAAGCCUUUUACAAGAACGACCUUGCCCGGCGUCUCUUGAUGAAACGAAGCGCGAGCAACGACGCGGAAAAGAGCAUGUUAGCUCGUUUGAAGAACGAAUGCGGGUCGAGUUUCACUCAUAAUCUCGAGUCCAUGUUUAACGAUAUGGACAUUGCUAACGAUGAAAUGGCGGCCUUCAAACGGUCACAGCCGGAGGAGCGGAAGGGCCGGUUCGAAUUCGAAGUCAACGUGCUCUCUGCCGCCUCCUGGCCGACAUAUCCCGAUGUCCCCGUACGGAUUCCACCGAAGAUUGCGCGCUCGAUCAACAGAUUCGAGACGUUCUACCACAACAAGCACACAGGGCGCAAGCUCACCUGGAAACAUCAGCUGGCGCAUUGUCAGCUGACUGCAAACUUCCCUCAAGGCAAGAAGAACUUGGUGGUCAGCUCGUUCCAGGCGAUUGUAUUGCUACUGUUUAACGAUAUCCCUGAUGGCGAGAGCAUGCCGUACCCCCAGAUCCAAGAAGCAACCGGAUUGUCGGACCCGGAAUUGAAGCGAACGCUGCAGUCUCUGGCCUGCGCCAAGUACCGAGUCUUAUCCAAGAACCCCAAGGGUAAGGAGGUGAACUCCAGCGACCAAUUCUCGUACAACGCGAAUUUCAGCGACAAGCAACUGCGCAUCAAGAUCAACCAGAUCCAGCUGAAGGAGACUAAGGAGGAGACGAAGACGACGCACGAGCGGGUUGCGGCCGACCGCCACUUCGAGACGCAAGCUGCCAUCGUGCGCAUUAUGAAGAGCCGCAAAACUCUCAGCCACGUCGACCUGAUUUCGGAGGUUAUCAAUGCUACUAAGAACCGGGGUGUUCUUCAACCUCCGGAGAUUAAGGGAGAGAUUGAGAAGUUGAUUGAGAAGGAAUACAUCGAGCGGAAAGAAGGCACCAAUCAUUACAGUUACGUGUCAUAA